UUUUUUUUAGGUGCAUAUUUUACGAACAUAUCUAUUUUUAGCUAAGAUGUGAUUGCACAUUUCUUAUUUUUACGUAGUUUACAGACUUGCUAAAACUUGCAGGUUUUCUUUCAGAAUUAUAGCCCAAAUAUUUUUAUCGAGCUUUGGUGGGGACACUUCAAAUUUUAGGAAUGGUACAAGUUUUAGAUACUCCCGAGCGUGAUAAACGUGAUAUAAUGAAUAUUGAUGAUAAUGGCAGCUGUCCCAAAAAAUGUUCUGCCUGGAUAGCUGGAGGAAUCUUUCAUGGGCAUACACAAGUAGAGAGAAGAGGAACAACAAAAGCAUGUUAAGAAUGAUUAAAGCCCCCGAUUUAUACAGCAAUAUAUGAAGACAGCAAUCAAACGAAUAUCAAAAUAUUUACAGGAUAAACGUGUGGAUAAUAGUAGUAUGGUCUACUCAAUAUAUUGAUGAAGUUUUACGAAAUAUUUGCAGCCAGAUUCCAAGCAAAAGCUUCUAAAAACGAUUUCCAUACGUUUGAAGAAAUUCAGGAACAUAUUUGGGAAACUAACAUGAUGACGCCAAAAGUUAUAUUUCUUCACGCCCUUGAAGAUGAUUGUAUUCUGAUACAUGUAGACCGAACAUCAAUUGAAUUGAUAAUUGAAAUGAUGAAGAGGUUAAUAACUGUGGCAUGUUGGCGAUUUUCGAUUGUGCAAAUGAACCCAGAAUUAUGGAACGAUAUGAUUUUUCUUCACCUGAUACAAUUGAUCUUAGCAGUGACGGUUGAGGUUUUCUAGGGGUUUUCCUCGCCCGAGUGCGAAUGCAGUCACUAAAAAACUACGUUCCCCUAAUUAAUAGUAGAUAAAAUGAAAAUUGAACUUAUCCUAUUAAUGAUGUAAUGUAAUUUUAGAUUAAAU
This is a messenger RNA of Acanthoscelides obtectus, 893 nucleotides long. NCBI's taxonomy places the organism in Eukaryota, Metazoa, Arthropoda, Insecta, Coleoptera, Chrysomelidae. The record is from the annotation of a GenBank genome assembly.